Molecule: messenger RNA, 24261 nt
Organism: Coregonus sp. 'balchen'
Lineage: Eukaryota; Metazoa; Chordata; Actinopteri; Salmoniformes; Salmonidae
Source: the annotation of a GenBank genome assembly
GCUUAACCGCGUUAUGCGAGUGUCGGCUCACUUGACCGCAGUGAAAUUUCUAGUGGGGAAGUCAAGUGUCUGAACAACUGUAUAAAUCGAUGUUGCUGUCCUUUGGUGUUAGCUGGCACUGACAUAUUUAAUCUUCGUUUACUGAUGCAAACGUGUAACAAGUUAUGUGUAAUAUGAACAAUUUACCAUAGAUACUGUCAAUGUUUUAUUAGGUCAAAUUAGUUCACGUCGCAAGUAUGGCGCAAUAAUGUGCAAAACUCGACUCAACUGAUUGGAUUGGGACUGCCAUUGCCUUGGACUUUCAUGUUGAUGUAGGAAUCGCAUUUGUGACCUAAGGUAAGCAUUGGCUACAAUGUUUCAAUUUAAUGAGUAACUCAUUUAGAAAGUUUAUUGAUAGUUAGCUUAGCUACCGUUAGCUGGUGUAACCAGUUAGCUAACUAGCCUUGUCCACUUCCUCUUUAUUAGCUAGCAUGCAUGCUAGCCAACUAAAAUAGUUUAUUCGACUAUCAUGCAUGCUAGCCACAAUCAAACAACGAAGUAGCUAGCUAGUUAGCUAGAUAAAGCCAAUAAAGUCAGGUUGCUCUUGUCUUUAUUUAGUCAUUAUGGGGCUAUUGGAAAAUGUACUUAAGAGAGGGUGCUGCUUUAGCUAAUUUAUCUUGACACUUGUUUUAGUUAGCUAUUAAACGUUAACUGGCUAGUUAGCUAACUUAAGUGGUUUGUGCACAGAGCAUUACCAGUAGCAAAUCCAAAUGUAACGAAAACUGUUUAAUCAGGCCACAUUUGAGAUUGGGUCAGAUGCAGGAAAUCACUGAAAUCGUUAAUUCCGUUAAGUCAAUUUGAUAUACCUGUAUGUAAUAUGCAUAUGUGCACUACUGCUUUAUAAGCCAUUACUUUUCUCAAGGUCUUUGUCUUCUCUCUCAGACACCAUGGCAGAAGAGGAGCCUUACAUACCUCACUCACAAGUAAGCUAGGUGUUUAAUGUCCAUGCUAUGUCGACACGGAAUCUCUGUAUUUGUCUUUUAUACAUUAUAGGCUAUAUCCUUUGUCACAGAGUUUGAAGCAGAAAUCGAUUUACCUAUUAACCUAUAACACUUCAGAACAACAGCCCAUAUUAAAGGAGAGGUUAACACGGUGGCUAAAGAUGUCUCUUCAUCUGACAGGUUUGCCAGUGUCUCUUUCAUAGAUGUUAGUCAUACCUUCUACAUUUGUCAGUGAAAUUAGAUUUCAAUAUCUUUGUUCUCUCUUGUUUUCUUUUCAUGUAGUACAACUUUGACGUAGAUCCACUAUGGGAUCCUCUGAAUUUCCCUCCCGUGUCACACUCCAACUCACUCCGGACAGGUAAGAAGUCAUGUCCCCCUUUAUAAACCCCAUUAUGAGCCAUAUUGAUUACCUGCACCCAUCUGUCCCCUUAAGAUAUGCCCCAUGUCUAGGCCUUUAUACCCAAAUAGAGAUGAAAUAGGCCUAACUAAAGAUGUAAUUUAAUGAAUGCCAGUGGUAGCCUAAAAUUGGAGAGUGCUUUCACUGUCGAGCAAGCUCUUCUUGCCACCUCUGUUCUUUUAUGAAAAGGUUGUUUUUCUAAACUCAGUUUCAUGAUAUUGCAGAGUUGUAAUGUAAACAUAAAGCCUACUUCUCCUUCUCUGUGCUUUCACUUCUCCUUUGGUCUCAAGAAGGCUGUUUAAUACCAAGGUUUAAGUGACACUAGUAGUAGUUGUUUAUGCGAGGCUAGUGGUUGUGGGAAUGGGCAUAUAAGGUUCAAGGUACUGCUACUGACUGCCUUUUUGAACUGCCCAGACAUCUGAAGCUGUAAAAGACCAUCAACCGUGAACAGCCAGAUCCCUGAUAAAGGUUGUCUGUUCUAUAGAGAUCUAAAGCCGAACAUCAUUUGGAAGAUGAGGUUCUUGAUUGAGGCUACAUCAGUGGGAGGAUGUGGCUUAGGCAGCGGGCCCUGCAUUAGGCAUGAAAGGGAAGAAGCUGGCUCAGCUAACAGUUGUUUGAGGACCAAGAUGUUCUGAGACAGAGAGCAGAAGGUGUUUUGUUGACACAGAAUUAGUAGAUAGCCCAGGCCCCCAUUCCUAAAAGGGCCAUACCUUGUCAGUUUUGUUUCUUAUCUGAUUUAAAAUACAUCCUCUACCACAGCACCUGAGGAAAGUCAUAUGUUUGUUUAGUAGAGGGAUGAUCCUGGAGAGCUAGGCUAUUGGCUGUGCAGGAUUUUGUUCCAGCGCCGCUCAACACCUGAUUCCGCUAAUCAAUGUCCUCACUGGCAGCUGAUUAGUUAGCAGAAUCAGGUGUGUUAGAGCAGGGCUGGAACAAAAGCCUGCUUGCACACCCAGUACAGAAGCUCUCCAGGAGGAGAGUUGGCCAGUCCUGCUGUAAAACGAACAUAAACCAUUGUUUAUUUGUUCUUAGUUACAGCAGAUGGACCCUACCUCCAAAUCAUUGAACAGCCUAAACAGGUAACCCUUUUCUUCAGUGCUCCUUCUCUCAGUUACAGCAUAGGCUACAUAAACAAGCUAAUUUAACCACAUUUCAAAGUGUACAGUUGAGUGUCAUUAAAGCUUUCUAUGUCUGUUCUAGCGGGGCUUCAGGUUUCGUUAUGGCUGUGAGGGGCCUUCUCACGGCGGGCUACCAGGGGCCUCUAGUGAGAAGAACAGAAAGUCCUAUCCCCAUGUCAAGGUAAGUCCCACCAACAUGUCCUUCCUUAUGUCAUCAUUUCCUUCCUUUCUUCCUUCACGCCUUCCGUCCUUCCGUAUUCCGUUCCUUAAUGAGUUAUUUCCCUCCUUUACUUUACUUUCUUCGUUCCGUUCCCUAAUUGCCUGCUGUCUGUCCUUCACUCCUUCCUUCAACUGAACAAGCAGAAGUAGAAAUUCUGCUUGAGAUUCCUAGGAAUUUUCUGUCUAUCAUGUUUGAGAUGUAAGUUUUUUUUGUGUAUAAAUUAAUAAAGUUAUGAUCAGUUCCGCUUGUAUUUCAAACUAACAUUUACAGGCCCAUCCUGACAGAAAUCCUUUCAUGGCAUUUAAAUAAAUCCAUUCUCUCUCACUCACUCACACACCACAAAUAUUAAUUUAUCUUAGGCAAUUUGAACUAUGUUCAGACUAAACUCUGGGAAAUCACCUCUUCUCGUGCCUCCACAUAUUUUGCUCAAGUAGUAGGAUUAGGUAUUGUCACUUUCUCCAACCUCUCAUUUGCCUAGCGUGGUUUUCUUUAAAUACAUUUGAACCUUUGUGACAGUAACACUCAACUCCUAACUGAGCCUGUCACUCAGCCAGUCAGCCAGCCAGUCAAGUCCUUACAUUUACAUUUCAGUAAUUUAGUCAUUCAUUCGUUAUGACUGAACUAGCUGCACAGGCUAAGAGCCAAUAACCCUGAGAGCACAUGUUAGAAAAUUAGGUGUUUGAAAACGGGUAUAUAAAUCUGACCUGCCAUUUACUUUGUUUCAAGCCUGUUUGAAAUUUCCUCCUGUGUCAUAUGGGUAAUUACUAGGAACUGCUGAGUGGCGUCACCGACAGGAAACAGUGUUUUCAGCUCGCCCCCACGGUCUCAGACAGACUCACACAUGAAACGACUGCCUCAGAGCGAAGAACAUGGUGUCUCUCAAACCUGUUCUAGAGGUUGUGGAGGCACAUGUAGCCCACUAUCUGUGUUGUGCUUCUGUACAAAGAAGUUACACAGUACAUUGAUAUGAGAGUUCUGUUUCUGUGCAACAUAUAUGCUCCCCUACGUAUUUAUUUGGACAGUGAAGCUAAAGCUUUUAAUAUGGCUCUAUACUCCAGCAUUUUGAAUUUGAGAUCAAAUGUUUCAUAUAAGGCGACAGUACAGAAUGUCACCUUUUAUUUUAAGGUAUUUUCAUACAUAUCUGUUUUACCGUUUAGAAAUGAAAGCAUAUUAUGUAUCUUGUCCCCCCAUUUGAAGGAGUCAUAGAUAUUUGGACAAAUUCACUUGUGUAUUAAAGUAGUCAAAGGUUUAGUGUUUGGUUCCAUAUUCCUAGCACGCAAUGACUACAUCAAGCUUCUCACUCUAUAAACUUGUUGGAUGCAUUUGAAGUUUAUUUUGGUUGUGUUUCAGAUUAUUUUGUACCCAAUAGAAAUGAAUGAUAAAUAAUGUAUUGUGUCAUUUUGGAGUCACUUUUAUUGUAAAUAAGAAUAGAAUAGGUUUCUGAACACUUCUACAUUUAAUGUGGAUGCUACCAUGAUUACGGAUAAGUUACAGAGGUACAGUGAGGGAAAAAAGUAUUUGAUCCCCUGCUGAUUUUGUACAUUUGCCCACUGACAAAGAAAUGAUCAGUCUAUAAUUUUAAUGGUAGGUUUAUUUGAACAGUGAGAGACAGAAUAACAACUCAAAAAUCCAGAAAAACGCAUAUCAAAAAUGUUAUAAAUUGAUUUGCAUUUUAAUGAGGGAAAUAAGUAUUUGACCCCCUCUCAAUCAGAAAGAUUUCUGGCUCCCAUGUGUCUUUUAUACAGGUAACGAGCUGAGAAUAGGAGCACACUCUUAAAGGGAGUGCUCCUAUUCUCAGCUUGUUACCUGUAUAAAAAUACACCUGUCCACAGAAGCAAUCAAUCAAUCAGAUUCCAAACUCUCCACCAUGGCCAAGACCAAAGAGCUCUCCAAGGAUGUCAGGAACAAGAUUGUAGACCUACACAAGGCUGGAAUGGGCUACAAGACCAUUGCCAACCAGCUUGGUGAGAAGGUGACAACAGUUGGUGUGAUUAUUCGCAAAUGGAAGAAACACAAAAUAACUGUCAAUCUCCCUCGGCCUGGGGCUCCAUGCAAGAUCUCACCUCGUGGUUGCAAUGAUCAUGAGAACGGUGAGGAAUCAGCCCAGAACUACACGGGAGGAUCUUGUCAAUGAUCUCAAGGCAGCUGGGACCAUAGUCACCAAGAAAACAAUUGGUAACACACUACGCCGUGAAGGACUGAAAUCCUGCAGCGCCCGCAAGGUCCCCCUGCUCAAGAAAGCACAUAUACAGGGCCGUCUGAAGUUUGCCAAUGAACAUCUGAAUGAUUCAGAGGAGAACUGGGUGAAAGUGUUGUGGUCAGAUGAGACCAAAAUCGAGCUCUGGCAUCAACUCAACUCGCCGUGUUUGGAGGAGGAGGAAUGCUGCCUAUGACCCCAAGAACACCAUCCCCACCGUCAAACAUGGAGGUGGAAACAUUAUGCUUUGGGGGUGUUUUUCUGCUAAGGGGACAGGACAACUUCACCGCAUCAAAGGGACGAUGGACAGGGCCAUGUACCGUCAAAUCUUGGGUGAGAACCUCCUUCCCUCAGCCAGGGCAUUGAAAAUGGGUUGUGGAUGGGUAUUCCAGCAUGACAAUGACCCAAAACACACGGCCAAGGCAACAAAGGAGUGGCUCAAGAAGAAGCACAUUAAGGUCCUGGAGUGGCCUAGCCAGUCUCCAGACCUUAAUCCCAUAGAAAAUCUGUGGAGGGAGCUGAAGGUUCGAGUUGCCAAACGUCAGCCUCGAAACCUUAAUGACUUGGAGAAGAUCUGCAAAGAGGAGUGGAACAAAAUCCCUCCUGAGAUGUGUGCAAACCUGGUGGCCAACUACAAGAAACCUCUGACCUCUGUGAUUGCCAACAAGGGUUUUGCCACCAAGUACUAGGUCAUGUUUUGCAGAGGGGUCAAAUACUUAUUUCCCUCAUUAAAAUGAAAAUCAAUUUAUAACAUUUUUGACAUGCGUUUUUCUGGAUUUUUUUGUUGUUAUUCUGUCUCUCACUGUUCAAAUAAACCUACCAUUAAAAUUAUUGUCUUUGUCAGUGGGCAAACGUACUAAAUCAGCAGGGGAUCAAAAACUUUUUCUCUCUCACUGUAUAACCUCCCCUGUUAUUGAUAAUGGUGAGGGGUUAGAAAGUCAUUGCAGGCUAGGGAUAUGGGACCAAAUACUGAACUUUAAUACACAUAAAAGUGAAUUUGUCCAAAUACUUAUGAUACCUUCAAAUGGGGGGACUAGAUACAUAAUAUGCUUUCAUUUCUAAAUGGUAAAACAGAUAUGUAUGUAAAUACCCUCAAAUAAAAGGUGACAUUCUGUCGCCUCAUAUGAAACAUUUUAUCUCAAUCCAAAAGGCUAGAGUAUGGCGCCAAAUUAAAAGUUUUAGCUUCACUGUCCAAAUAAAUAUGUAGAGGAGGGUAUAUCUAUAGCACAAAUGUCUUUGUUUUCUACUAGGAAUCAGUUUACAGUAAUUGUUAGGUAAGUGUUAAGCAACAGUAUCUCUGGCCUUUCAACCCCCAUGUAGAGGAGGCCUGUUCUCAGUGAGAGAGCCUGGAGGAUGCACAGACAGAUUAAAAGGCUGAGUUCUCCUCAGCUCAGUGCUUGCAUCCAUCCCUGGGGGGGCAAUUUUAAUUUAAUCUGAUCUGCAAGACAAGGACAACACAAUAGCAACGUGUGUGUGCUCUGUGCAAGUCAGUGACUCCACCAUGAACUCUCCAACAAGACCUGAAUUCUCACUGCAGCCUCACUUUUCACCUUGUAAAAUAACCCAAAUAGGUAACCAAGGUAGGAGUUAUAUUCUAGUCCUUAUAUUUUAGUUAACUGUAUAUGUAUAUGCUGUGGCUAAAGAUGGGGUUGAGGAAAAAUAAAUUUGAGCGCAAAAGCAGGCUAGAGACUUUUCUAGGUAGGCAACUUCAAAAUGUACUUUUCAGUCUCACCCUCUGGCUAUUGCACCUAACAGCAUGUCCUGUUUUUAGGAACAGGGUUGGUUUUGUAUGUAGGCCAAUUUUGUCUCGGGGGAACCAGAAAGGGGCGAAGUGAAGGCCUAGUUCAGUGGCAUUCGUCUACAGCAGGGUUUCCAAACUUUUUCCUGGAGCCCCCCCGGGUACACGUUUUGUUUUUUCCCCUAGCACUACACAGCUGUUUCAAAUAACCAAAUCGUCAUCAAGCUUUAAUUAUUUGAAUCAGCUCUGUAGUGCUAAGGACAGCUUUGCACACUCUUGGCAUUCACUCAACCAGCUUCACCUGGAAUGCUUUUCAAACAGUCUUGAAUGAGUUCCCACAUAUGCUGAGCACUUGUUGGCUGCUUGUCCUUCACUCUGCGGUCCGACUCAUCCCAAACCAUCUCAAUUUGGUUGAGGUCGGGGGAUUGUGGAGGCCAGGUCAUCUGAUGCAGCGCUCCAUCACUAUCCUUCUUGGUAAAAUAGCCCUUACACCGCCUGGAGGUGUGUUGGGUCAUUGUCCUGUUGAAAAACAAAUGAUAGUCCCACAAAGCCCAAACCAGAUGGUAUGGCGUAUUCUUGCAAAAUGCUGUGGUAGCUAUGCUGGUUAAGUGUGAAUUCUAAAUAAAUCACUGACAGUGUCACCAGCAAAGCACCCCCACACCAUAAUACCUCCUCCUCCAUGCUUUACGGUGGGAAAUACACAUGCAUAGAUAAUCCGUUAACCCACACCGCGUCUCACAAAGACACGGCGGUUGGAACAAAAAAUCUCAAAUUUGGACUCCAGACCAAAGGACACAUUUCCACUGGUCUAAUGUCCAUUGCUCGUCUUUCUUGGCCCAAGCAAGUCUCUUCUUCUUAUUGGUGUCCUUCAGUAGUGGUUUCUUUGCAGCAAUUCGACCAUGAAGGCCUCAUUCACACAGUCUCCUCUGAACAGUUGAUGUUGAGAUGUGUCUGUUACUUGAACUCUGUGAAGCAUUUAUUUGGGCUGCAAUCUGAGGUGCAGUUAACUCUAAUGAACUUAUCCUCUGCAGCAGAGGUAACUCUGGGUCUUCCAUUCCUGUGGCGGUCCUCAUGAGAGCCAGUUUCAUUAUAGCGCUUGAUGGUUUUUGCGACUGCACUUGAAGAAACUUUUUAAAAGUUCUUGACAUUUUCCAGAUUGACUGACCUUCAUUUCUUAAAGUAAGAUUGGCUGUCGUUUCUCUUUGCUUAUUUGAGCUGUUCUUGCUAUAAAAGGACUUGGCCUUUUACCAAAUAGGGAUAUCUUCUGUAUACCUCCCCUACCUUGUCACAACACAACUGAUUGGCUCAAACGCAUUAAGAAGGAAAGAAAUUCCACAAAUUAACUUUUAAGAAGGCACAGCUGUUAAUUGAAAUGCAUUCCAGGUGACUACCUCAUGAAGCUGGUUGAGAGAAUGCCAAGAGUGUGCAAAGCUGUCAUCAAGGCUAAGGGUGGCUAUUUGAAGAAUCUCAAAUAUAACAUAUAUUUUGAUUUGUUUAACACUUUUUUGGUUACUACAUGAUUCCUUAUGUAUUAUUUCAUAGUUUUGAUGUCUUCACUAUUAUUCUACAAUGUAGAAAAUAGUAAAAAGUAAGAAAAACCCUUGAAUGAGUAGGUGUUCUAAAACAUUUGACCGGUAGUGUAGUAUUAAUUUUGACAAGGAAGCAUGUGUAAGAUUUCAAAGUGGUUAGAUGGCAUACGAUUACCUCCCCCUGUGUCAGCCUUUGACAGAUCAAGUAUGUUGUUUACCUUCUAUUGUUAGAUCUAGACUAUGUUGGCUUCCUUUUAGUCAGAACAGAACUCUGUGAGACACUGGUCUGUGUGUCAUAGAAAGUGAUUCACCUGCAUGAAAUGCGUAUGUGAUCACUGAAGAGAAAUGCACAUUGUCUUUUCUGUGAAGAAUUGGUGACGGGUAAACUGAGGGGUUUCCCGUGAUGGGUAAGCCAAGGAGUUUUGGAUUGGCCGGGAAACUUUAGCUGAACUGAACCUUUCACCGUUGUUUGAAAAUAGCUCUGGUCACGUAUGAAACAGUGUGCAAAGGCUGAGGUUCCCAACCUACCCUAAACCUGUGUGUCAAAAUCUGAGCCAUGUGGAACACUGUUUUCAUCCAUCCUUUCCUUCAUGUUUUCAUUUGGUCGAUUCAUCACUCAGGUAUUGUUUACCGUUUGGACUGGCAUUUUCAACCAUUUUGAAUGCUUGUUGCGUGUGUAUGUGUGAUUGUAUGUGUGUGUUUUGUUGAUGCAAGAGUUACUCAUUUCCCCCCUAGAGAAAGUGUCUGAAUAACCACAUGACACACAAAACACAGUGACAGUCACACUCCAGCGCCUAACUGAGCCUGUCAGUGACAGUCACACUCCAGCGCCUAACUGAGCCUGUCAGUGACAGUCACUCCUUCUCCUAACUGAGCCUGUCAUUGACAGUCACACCCCAGCUCCUAACUGAGCCUGUCACUCAGCCAGUCAGCCAGCCAGUCAAGUCCUUACAUUUACAUUUCAGUAAUUUAGUCAUUAAGUCGUUAUGCCUGAACUAGCUGCACAGGCUAAGAGCCAAUAACCCGGAGAGCACAUGUUAGAUUUGACAAAAUUGUAUUUCAUUACACAAAACACCACACUACCAUACUAUGUAAGCAUGAGAGCGCCUAGCAGUCUGGCUAUAACCCAAAUAGGUAACCAAGGGAGGAGUUGUAUUCUAGUCCUUAUAUUCUAGAAAACCAUAUAAGUAUAUGCUGUGGCUAAGGACAGGGUUGAGGAAAGAGACGUUUGAGCUCAAGAGCAGGCUAGAGACUUUUCUAGGUAGGCAAAUUCAAAAUGUGUUUUUCAGUCUCACCCUCUGGCUAUUGCAUCUAACAGCACGUGCUGUUUUCUAGGAACAGGGUUGGUUUUGUAUGUAGGCCAAUCUUGUCUCGGGGAACCAGAAAGACGCGAAGUGAAGGCCUAGUUCAGUGGCAUUCGUCUACAGUAGGUGUCUCCAACAGCUGCCAGUAGCUCGUAGCCCACCUAUGAGUAACUCGCCAAUCAAUUCUGAAAGUACAUGCAUUUUUGUCAUGUGUUCCAUCGCAAAAUGUCAAACAUAAAGCUCCUGGCUAUCAUUGGCUACUAUCCAAUCAAAGUCACAUUGACAUUAUCCCACCCCUGGUUAGCCACGAUUGGUUUAAAAAGACAAAACUUAACACAAUAUCUGCCAAUUAAUUUCCAUCAAUAUUGCCCCCGUCUGUCUGUUUUGGUUGCGCGUUUGUCUACUACUCUGUAUGUGGGUAGACAGAAAGACUUUCCCCAAAAACAUUCUCAAUUAAAUGUUCAUCGCAAAGUAGGCUUACCUGACAUAAUUAUAUCAUGAUUAUUUGUACCAUUUGGGUGGCGAUUGUUUUGCUAACUCUGUCAUGACAUGUGCUUCAGUAGUAGGCCUAACAGCAUAAAUAUGGCUAGACCAACACAUUCCUCUCUUGCUAGAUGCGCAAUUAAAGGGGAAUUCAUGUUUCUCUAUGAAUACUUGUAAUAUUGAGAGUAAAAAACUGGAGAAAAAAAAUCCCAAACCAGGAAAGAUAACAAUAGAAAACAGAAUUUGGGAAAAUACUAAAUAUAUUUUUAUGUGGCAUGUCAUGCCAAAUAAUGUUUAUUAACCAUUUUACUGAGGGGUUUCCCGUGACGGUAUGCCGAGGAGUUUCGGAUUGGAUGGGAUCUUUGGCUGAACUCAACCUUUUACCGUUGUUUGAAAAUAUUUCUGGACACUUAUUAAGAAGUGUGCAAAGGCUGAGGUUCCCAACCUACCCUAAACCUGUGUGUCAAAAUCUGAGCCAUGUGGAACACUGUUUUCAUCCAUCCCUUCCUUCAUGUUUUCAUUUGGUCGAUUCAUCACUCAGGUAUUGUUUACCAUUUGGACUGGCAUUUUCAACCAUUUUGAAUGCUUGUUGCGUGUGUGCGCCUAGCAGUCUGGCUCCCGGGGCUGUAGUUUUAAUAUCUGGUCUAAAAAGUGUCUCCCUCCCUCUUUGCAGAUCUGUAACUACCAGGGGAUGGCGCGUGUGGUGGUACAGCUGGUAACCAACUCUAAAGAUGCCCACCUCCAUGCCCACAGUCUGGUGGGCAAGCAGUGUGACAAGGGCAUCUGCAUCGCAGACCUACAGCCCAAAGACUCCAGCAUCAGGUGUUUGUCUCCACUUUUCUCUCUCUCUAGCUAACACACACACACACACACACACACACACACACACACACCAGUUAGCUUACCGGUACAUUUAACAGCUUUUAAUAUGCUUACUUAUUGACAACAUUGCAGAAAUGUCAGGACUUCCUAUAAGAUGAUUACAGGUCCUUCCUUUGAUAUCCUAUGUAUUGAUGUCAUUUCUCACUUAGGGUUUCCCCAUCUAACCUGAACGUACUUUGUUGUGGUGUUAUCUUGCAUGUUUACGUAGCCCUCCCCAUUAACAUCCCGUAUAUGGGUUGAAAUGGCAGAUUUUGUCAUUGCUAAGCGCCUAAAUUAGAACGCAGUGGCUGUACAGUAACAUGCUAUACAUGAUGUCAGAGCUCAGGUUCUCUGCUUCACAGCGCUGUAUCGGUUUUGACUGACAGCCAUUAUAAACUUGAGCACAUGUGUUAUACCCUGGGUUGUCCUGAACAGAAUGAGCCUAUGUUUGUCGUAUUGUGAAGAAAACUAGCCGCGGAACAAGCACUUGAAUGCACUUAUGACUCCUUUCUAUGCGCACCAAAAUUGCAAUCUGUUUGUCUGAAGUGCCUUUUGAAAGCCUAACACUGUAAGAUCGUAUUUUAUCAUUUAGCUAGCCAUGUUGGCAAUAUAAUAAGCUUUCAAAUGAUGCCCACCUGACCCAAAUUGUGAUUUAUAAUAGAAUGUUUUUGGAUUGCGUAAACAACAACAGUAAUUGUGUGAUGGUGGGGACGCUGGGCUGUGUUCCAAAUAAACAACUGUGUGUGGUCGCUUCAGUUCCUCAAUGGCAAAGCUAGGAAAGCUAAAAAAAAUAAGCUCUUUAUAGUUGAAGGCUCUGUCCUUGAGUCAUAAAAGUGCAUUGACAUAAUUUCGGAACUGUGCACAGUUUGGAGAGGUGUGUGGGCACUUGGAGACACUAGUUAGACCUCUCACUCAAACCCUUGUAAUCAUUGACAAAUGCUGUGAAAAGUACAGUAUAUGUAAAUUGCACAUAAAAUCAACAGUGUAAUGUUUGGAUUCAGUCUUGUGUCAGGUGAACUGUUGUAUCCUCAUCCUUGGUCUGAUCAUUUCCCCAUCAUCUCCAAGGUGUUCUCUUUCAAUUGCUGCCAUGGUCAUGCAUAUGCUUUUCAUAGUUCUUCUGUUAGAAACAUUUCAAUUUGGCCGUAUCCAUAUAGGCCAAUUUCCACAAGUGUAAGGGGUUAAAAACAUACCACAUAUAAAUCAAUAACUCCAUGUGACAGUUUCCCCAACUUGGGCAUCCUCCACGUGACCAAGAAGAACGUGAGUAAGACCCUGGAGGACCGUAUGACUGAGGCCUACAGGAUGGGCUACAACUGUGGUAUUGUCAUCCAACCCGAGAUGGAUGCCUUCCAGGGAGAGGUCCGCAUCCCCCGAGAGCUCACUGGUCAGUCACCUUUAAGACAAUGGACUGAAUGAAUAUAUUUCUCCAGAGCACUAAGAAUAUUUUUUGUUUUGCAUACAGUGCCUUCAGAAAGUAUUCACACCCCUUGACUUUUUCCACAUUUAGUUGUGUGACAGCCUGAAUAUAAAAAGUAUUACAUUGAUAAUUGUGUCACUGAUCUACACAUAAUACCCCUUAAUGUCAAAGUGGAAUUUUGUUAUUAGAAAUCUUUGCAAAUUAAUAAAAAAUGAAAAGCUGAAAAGUCUUGAGUUAAAAAGUAUUCAACCCCUUUGUUAUGGCAAGCCUAAAACAUUUGCAUAAAAAAAUCACAUAAUAAGUUGCAUGGACUCACUCUGUGUGCAAUAAUAGUGGUUAACAUGAUUUUUUUAAAUGACUACCCCAUCUCUAUACCCCACACAUACAAUUAUCUGUAAGGUCCCUCAGUCGAGCAGUGAAUUUCAAACACAGAUUCAACCACAAAGACCAGGGAAGUUGCCUCACAAAGAAGGGCAGUGAUUGUAAAAAAAAAAAAAAAAAAAAAAAAGCAGACACUGAAUAUCCCUUUGCGCAUGGUGAAGCUGUUAAUUAGGCUUUGGAUAGUGUAUCAAUACACCUAGUCACUACAAAGAUACAGGCGUCCUUCCUAACUCAUUUGCCAGAGAGAAAUAAAACCGCUUAGGGAUUUCACUGAGGCCAAUGAUUUUAAAACAGUUACAGAGUUUAAUGGCUGUGAUAGGAGAAAACUGAGGAUGGAUCAACAACAUUGUAGUUACUCCAAAAUGCAAACCUAAAUGACAGAGUGAAAAGAAGGAAGCCUGUACAGAAUAAAACAAAUAUUCCAAAACAUGCAUCCUGUUUGCAACAAGGCAAUAAAGUAAUACUGUACAAAUGUGGCAAAGGAAUUAACUUUUGUCCUGAAUACAAAGUGUUAUAUUUGGGGCAAAUCCAACACUACAACAAAUCACUGAAUACCACUCUCCAUAUUUCCAAACAUGGUGGUGGCUGCAUCAUGUUAUGGGUAUGCUUGUCUUUGGCAAGGACUGGAGUUUUUCAGGAUAAAAAGAAACGGAUUGUAGCUAAGCACCGGCUAAAUCCUGGAGGAAAACCUGGUUCAGUCUGCUUUCCAACAGACACUGAGACGAAUUCACCUUUCAACAGGACAAUAACCCUAAAACACAAGGCCAAAUCUACACUACAGUUACUUACCAAGACGACAUUGAAUGUUCCUGAGUGGCCUACUUACAGUUUUGACUUAAAUCUGCUUGAGAAUCUAUGGCAAUACUUGAAAAAGACUGUCUAGCAAUGAUCAACAACCAACUUGACAGAGCUUGAAGGAUUUUAAAACAAAUAAUGGGCAAAUGUUGCACAAUCCAGGUGUGGAAAGCUUUUAGAGACUUACCCAAAAAUACUCACAGCUGUAAUCACUGCCAGAGGUGUUUCUAACAUGUAUUGACCCGGCGGUGUGAAUACUUAUCUAAUCAAGAUAUAUUAGUGUUUUAUUUUUCAUUUGUUAAAAAAAAAAUAAUAUCCUUCUACUUUGACAUUACAGGGUAUUUUGGUACAUUGUUGGCAUCCAUUUUAACCCCACUUUGUAACACAACAAAAUGUGUAAAAAGUCAAGGGGUGUGAAUACUUACUGAAGGAACUGUAUGUGAAUUUAUGCAUUGCCUGCUUCACAUUCAACCUUCACAUAUGGGGUGUGUGUUCAGAUCACCAGAAAAACCUGAUCCACAAUGCAGCGUCCUACCAGGCUAAAGAGAUGGACCUGAGCGUGGUGCGCCUCAUGUUCACAGCCUUCCUCCCAGACAGUGACGGUGGCUUCUCCCGUAGACUGGACCCCGUCAUUUCAGACCCCAUCUUCGACAGCAGUAAGUCACUAACAGCCACAUAGUCACUUAGCGCCAAUUCCACCAAAUGUUUAUAACAUCUGCAUAUGCAACUCAAUUCUCCCAUUGACAUCAAUGCAUGAUUAAUGCAAAAGUCUGGCUAAAGUGGUUUGAUCUCAAGUUAGGAUUAGGCCAUUUGUGCUGUGCUUUCCAGUGCACUCUGACCCCAACAAAACAAUGACUAGCUAGCUAGCUAAAACAGUCUUUAGCCAUGACCCAAAUGGUCCACCAUUUUGUUUCUUCUUUACAUUAUCAGUGAAGGGUGGUCUAUCUAUGACAAAGGUCCCUCACCUCACCAUAGAAACACACCAUAUUAGGCUACAUGCUACCCAGUAGCAACAAGACCAAGUGCCUCAGCUUAAUGAAACUCAGGAAGGUACUAUUGUUUAAACAAAUGAAUAGAACCGCUCUCGUGCCUUUAUGUAGUGCAUCAUUGAAUUCACGUUUUUAUUCACAGAGUUUAAGAUGUAUUGAAAUUAAACCAUAUAUGUGUGCCCUGGUUUCAUUUGCCUAGCUCUGUGAGUGUAUUUUCCUCUACAUCACAUUUGUCACUCGGCUUCCUCUCCCAGGCUGAAACUAGGCCUCCACUUUAAAUGUUGAUGCCAGCCCUUUACUGCGUGAAAGUAUCCACACAGUUUGUGUAUGUCAAGUCUUUUCUUCUUCACAUUUGGGGUGUCUGUGGUUUCUUGAAAUUAGAAAAGAUUUAGAAGAGAAACAAAUAAAAUGGUGGUUUGAAGUUUGAUAACAAAGGGCAAUUUCAAGGAUUUGUAAGGCAUCCAAUAGGGAUGAUGCACCGCAAAGAAUAACGUUUUUUUAGUUACCUAUUAGCUGUCAAUAAAUGUAAUUCUGCCUGCACUAAACAGAAGAUCUGAGCUGACCUAUUGACCAUCUCUCUAUUCCCUUGUCCUGUCUGCAGAAGCUCCUAAUGCGUCUAACCUGAAGAUAGUGCGGAUGGACCGAACAGCUGGCUGUGUGACGGGUGGAGAGGAGAUCUACCUGCUCUGUGACAAGGUUCAGAAAGGUACAGUAGUUCCUUUUUCACACUCCAGAGCUGAGUCAAACUUGAGCCGAGCUGUACUCCGCCGGCCUGGUUACGCAUCCACCAUAGUUGCUGGAACUGUGCUGGAAAGGAAAAUAUCAGAGCCGGUACAGUUUGGCUCUUAAAAUCAACACGGUACAUGUCUCUCUGUGACAUCAUCAUUCAUCACACUACUACUCAUGAAGGAAGUCCUCCAGCCUGCUUUUCCAACCUCAGGGAAUUCCCCAUCUGUUAUGCAAGUGUAGGAGGAGGAAGAGUUAUAGUGGCGUAUUGUGUUCUCGCAACCUUUUUUUGUUUGUUGCUGCAUUGGCCUGUUGGCAGUACGUCAACAACCCUGGAAUGAAAGAUCCUCUCUUGGGACAGAAGUUCAAGUCUCUGUUGGGCUCUGCUGUUUGACUUCCAAACAAAGGGCCUCAUCUCCAGUCUACAGUAUUUCUACCUCACUGUGUAUCAUUCUUAGGAGACUCAAUCAGUGAUAUCCUAUUCCUGUCCUACAGGCUUUUCUUUCAGCCCAGCACUAAAACACUUAAUUCAAACAAUCCAUACUGAAGAAGACAAUGUUCAAUGAUUCUUUGAAAUAGGUGUGUUAGUGUUGGGUUGGAACAUAUGCCUGCAUACACAGUAGCUUUCCUAAGACCGGAGUUUCCUUGUCGAGGAAAUAUACAGUGCAGUCAAAACAUUUCUCUUGGAUAUUCAAAUACUUCUGUCUGGAGUUGUGGGGCACCAUUUCCUUGUUACCUUGGAAAGAUGUUGACAUUUACUUGUGGUUCCAUGACAGAUGACACAUGAAAGAUAUUCAGUAACACUUGAAGGCUUUAUUCACAAACUUGUUGGUUUGGAUGAUAAAUAAGUAUUUUUUCUAGUGUACUUGUAUUAUCCUCCAAUAUCUUUCACAACACCAGUUUCUUACUUUACUCAUAGUUUAGAAGUGGGGUUGUGACAGUGUACCUUUUCCCCUGUCGUGACAGAUGACAUUCAGGUGCGCUUCUAUGAGGAUGACGAGACAGGGCUGACAUGGGAGGCCUUUGGGGACUUUUCCCCCACUGAUGUCCACCGACAGGUCAGUGACACACAAAUGUUACAUUUCCUCCCCUGUAACAGUACUAUAACCUAACCUUGAGUAACAUCUCCACCCCCUUCCCCCUCCACAGUUUGCCAUUGUUUUCAAGACCCCCAAAUACAGAGACCUGAACCUCCAGAAGCCCACCUCAGUGUUUGUGCAGCUGAAGCGUAAAUCGGACAACGAGACGAGCGAGCCCAAGCCCUUCACCUACCACCCGCAGAUCAUAGGUGAGCUGUUCUGAAACAUCCCCAGACCUGGUCCUGGAGACCCCUUGUGCAUGCUGGCCUCCAUCCCAACCCACUGUAGUUUGUGCCAUUCUUAGGGCACAGAGUUCAAAUUGAAAAUAACCCAUUAUUCUGUAAUCUGUCAAGUCAAUCCGCUCAUCUUGCCCCUGGUCUUCAUCCUCAGAUAAGGAAGAGGUGCAGAGGAAGAGACAGAAGACCCUGCCUAACUUCCAGGACUACAGCGGCCAAGGUGGAGCAGGGGGCCUGUACCGGGGACCAGGGGGAGGAGGCUCCUCUGCUGGGGGAGGACCCGGCUCCGGGGGAGGAGGUACACCAAACAUGUUUCUUAUUAGUCAUACAUUUUUACAUAACAGAAUAAAUGUAAUGAAAUGUGAUUUAAGGUGAACGAGACAAGCCAUGUAAACUUCAAAUGGGUAGUGUCUAACCAAAGUCCAAAACACAAGAUGAAGUACCAUUUCAAAAGCUUUAUUGUCUAUUUAGGCUAAAAUAACAACUUUUGAUUAUAUUUUAGGUUUCUUCCAGGGCUAUUCCAGCUACAAUAACUACGGCACCGGCUAUAGCGCUGGCUUUUCCCCUGGCAUGAGUGGUGGCGGGGCGGUCAUUAAACAUGGUGAGUGUGUUUCUGUCUGUUUUCCAGGGUUUAGAGAUCAAUUCUGUUUGAGUUCAGGAUAGGAAUGACGCUCAACCCAUGUUCCCUCUCGACACAGCUCCACAGGGCAGAGCGGAGGACAGUGGUGAUGACAGCGACAUGGAUGAUGACCUGGCCUCAGGGGCAGUGGUGGGCGUCCGAGCCAAGUCAGAGGAUGCCUCUGCUGGGGAGACGAGUGAGGAGAGAGGGGGCGGUGUGGAACUAGGACCAGGGGACAGGACUGGAGGUGAGGUCAACAGAGACAUUUGUAAAGUGAUUACCCAGAGUGAGUCAGACUACUGUAGGAUGUCAGUGUGUGUGCUGGAGGCCAGGGUGUUGUGUAUCCAGUUAAUGACAAUGUUUUUAUAUUUGUGUAAAGAGUGUGUGCUGGAGGCCAGGCUGGUGGAUGUUGCUGAGAGGCAGGCUGAAGCCCUCUUCCAGUACGCCGUCACUGGAGAUGUCCGCUACCUGCUGGCUCCACAGCGCCAGCUCAUGACGGCUCAGGACGAGAACGGUGACACGUACGUCCCCUCUCCUACCACCCAACCUAUCACUUCAGACCUAAUUCUAACGUAAACAUAACUGUCACUACAUUUUUCUAACUUUUCUAACUGCAUUGAUUUGGCCUCCGUUUUGUGUCCAUCUGCAUUGAGUUUUGCAUUGAUGCCAAUGGGAUAUAUAACCAUGAUAUGUGGCAUAGUUUCUCCAGUAGCACAUGCCAAUCUGUGCAUGUCCUCUGUUUCUCCAGUGGUCUCCAUCUGGGAGUGAUCCACAGCCAGACAGACGCAGUCAGGAAUCUAGCUCAGGUCCUCUCUGUCCUGCCUGGAGAGGAGGUCCUCAACAUGAGGAACAACCUCUACCAGGUAACACACACACACACACACACACACACACACUGACGAGCCUGGUAUUUCUGUGGUAACCUGAGGCAGUAAAAUCAGAACCCCAUAUUUGUCCCUCUAUCCCAGACUCCUUUACACCUAGCGGUGAUAACCCAGCAGAAGGCGGUGGCUGAGGCCCUCCUAUUGGCUGGGGCUGAUGUCACUCUGUCUGAUCGCCACGGAAACACAGCUCUUCACCUGGCCGCCCAGCAGAAGGAGGGAGGGAUGGUGGGAUUUCUACUGCGACACAGAGAGGUAGUGGAACUGGUGGACCUCCCCAACGCAGCAGGUACAACACACAGAAACACACACACACACACACAGUACAACGUGAAGCGUCCACUAGAGUAUGACAGUGCUUUUAUCCUCCAGGACUGUGCUCCCUCCACCUGGCAGUGCUGGCCAACAGCCUGUGUUCCCUCAGGGACCUCCUGGUGAGCGGUGGCAGUGUGGAGGUCCAGGAGAGGAGCUGCGGCCGCACAGCGCUCCAUCUGGCCACUGAGCUGGACAACGUCUCCCUGGCAGGCUGCCUGCUACUGGAGGUACGUACCGUAGAAGCCUUGCCUACCUCCAUACCUACCACCCUGCAUCUUUCUACUGGCUGGCAUCUUGAGACUAAGCAGAGUUGGGCCUGGUCAAUACCUGGAUGGGAGACUAGCACAACCCAAGUAGCCCUUUCCUUGUGAGGGUCGAUGGUCGUGUGCGUAAGACGGGUGUGUUGACAGUGUUCUCUUCCUCCCUAGGGGAAUGCUGAUGUGGACUGCUGCACCUACAACGGUUCCAGCCCUCUCCAUAUAGCCACAGGGCGGGGCUCUGUCAAGCUGACCGCUCUCCUCAUGGCUGCAGGUGUGACUACGUUUCUUCAAACUGUCACCUUUGUGCAAAUGUCUCAAUUUGAUGACUUUGUCUUGAUGUUUGCUCUGGAACUGCCCCUUUUAUAAUAUUGUCCAAGCUCAAAGACAGAAAUGACUUUAUACAUCUUUUCAUGUCUAGGUGCCGAUCCUCACAAAGAAAACUUUGAGCCCCUGUUCUUCAGAGAGGAUGACUGCUGUGUGGAUGAGGAAGAGGAGGAGCAGGACGAAGGCUACAUCCCAGGGACAACUCCUCUCAACAUGGCUGCCACUCCUGAGGUGGGUCCCGCGUGCACACACUUUGAUGUUUUUGUCAUUAAGCUCCAUGUUCUACUAUCUGACUAAUAUUGCUACAAUCCUUUCUCACACCUUUUAAUUUUUACUAUGAAAGUCAUUUUAUGACUGUACGAAACUACUGGUGUGAAUUCAAGAGUUGAAAGCAUUUUUGAGAAUUGACUUUUGAUCAACUGGAAUGUUCGCUAAAUAUUCUCCCUCUUCCUUGUACUUCUAGGUGUUGGAAAUUCUGAAUGGAAAAGAGUACAAGCCAGAGACCAACGCCUCAAUCUUCGUCCCCCCUCAAGGUUGGCUCAUGCACUUCAGUGUUAACGAACCCCUUCAUUGUAAUCUCUACAGCUUAAGCCAUAGGGUUCCCCUGCUGUCUCAUCUUGGUUCUUGUCCACUGUGGAGUACAAUGGUGUCAUAUUUCUGUAGGUGACAUGCAGAGCCUGGGCUCAGACACAAAGCGGGCACUAUGCCAGGCCCUGGAGUGCCCGGAGAGGGGCUGGGAGAGCCUGGCACACACGCUGGGGCUGGGCAUCCUCAACAGCGCCUUCAGACUCAGCCCCUCCCCUGCCAGCACACUGCUGGACAGCUACGAGGUACACGCACACACACACACACACACACACACACACACACACACACACACUAUCCCAACCUAAGGCAAAGACAUGAGGGGGAAAUAUAGGGCUCGUGAGUCACACAGACAUUGUAAGAUUGAAAUUUCACUUUCAUAGUCUCUCGUCUUUCUUGGUCAGAUUUCUCCCACCUUAAAUUAAAAUCAGAACAGAAAGUGAAUGAAUAUGUUCUCAUUGAAACUUGGGGACUUUUUUUCAACACUUCCAUUGAAUUUUGACUCAAUUGUUGAAUGAUGCUGUGCGUCAGGGCCCCCACUGACCCAGAGGACUGGGUGAUCUCGCUCUCCGAGGCUGACGUGAGUAAGGUCUUAAACACUCUUAUGACCGCGAGGCCGGACGGUAUUCCAGGACGCGUUCUCAGAGCAUGCGCAUAACAGCUGGCAGGCAUAUUCACGGUCAUUUUCAACCUCUCCUUGACCCAGCCUGUAAUCCCCACAAGUCUCAGGAAACCACCAUCAUUCCAGAACUCUAAAAGGCUACAUGCCACAAUGACUACCACCCAGUAGCACUCACAUCUGUAAUCAUGAAGUGCUUUGAAAGGCUGGUCAUGGCUCACAUCAACCCCAUCAUCCCAGACACCCUGGACCCACUCCAAUUUGCAUACCGCCCCAACUGAUCCAUAGACAACGCAAUCUCAAUUACACUCCACACUGCCCUCACCCACCUAAGUAAGAGGAAUACCUAUGUGGGAAUGCUUUUCAUACACUACAGUUCAGCAUUCAACACCAUAGUCCCCUCCAAGCUCAGAACCCUGGGACUGAGCACCUUCCUCUGCAACUGGAUUCUGGACUUCCUGACGGGUGGUGAGGGUAGGCAACAUCACCUCCACCACGCUGACCCUCAACACGGGGGGUGUGCUUAGUCCCCUCCUGUACUCCCUGUUCACCCACGACUCCAACUCCAUCAUCAAGUUUGCUGAUGACACGAUGGUGGUAGGUCUGAUCACCGGCGGCGAUGAGAUAGCCUACAGGGAGGAGGUCAGUGAUCUGUGGUGCCGGGACAACAACCUCUUCCUCAACGUCAGUAAGACCAAGGAGCUGAUCGUGGACUACAGGAAAUGGCGGGCGAGCAUGCCCCCAUCCACAUCGACGAGGCUGCAGUGGAGCGGGUCGAGAGCUUCAAGUUCCUCUGUGUCCAAAUCACUAAGGACUUAAAAUAGUCCACUCACACGCGCACAGUCAUGAAGAAGGCGCCUCUUCCCCCUCAGGAGGUUGAAAAGAUUUGGCAUGGGCCCUCAAAUCCUUGACUGGCUGCAUCACUGCUUGGUAUGGCAACUACACCGCCCUUAAUCGCGUGGCACUACAGAGGGUGGUGCUGACAGCCCAGUACAUCACUGGGGCCGAGCUCCCUGCCGUACAGGACCUCGAUAUCAGGCAGUGUGAAAGGAAGGCCCAGAAAAUCUUUAGAAUCCAGCCACCCAAGCCAUACUGUUCUCUCUGCUUCUGCACAGCAAGAGGUAACGGUGCAUCAAGUCUGACACCAACAGGCUCCUGAACAGCUUCUAUCCCCAAGCCAUAAGACUGCUAAAUAGCUAACAAAGUGGCAACAUGGACUAUCUGAGUUGACUCUUGUAUUUAAUUUACAUUUUUGCACUGUCUUUAUGCACACUCACAGGACUCUACACACUCAGGCACACUGACACUUCAACACACUCACUCACUCACUUAAUUUGCUCACACACACAACACGUACACACAUUUUUACUGACUCUACACACACUCGAAGUCAUCAUUUACGCUGCUGUUACUCUGUUUAUCAUAUAUCCUGAUGCCUAGUCACCUUACCCCUAUACAUAUCUAUCUAUAUAUAUGUAUUUUCUUGGUAUUGGAACUGACCCUGUAUAUACAGUGGGGGAAAAAAGUAUUUAGUCAGCCACCAAUUGUGCAAGUUCUCCCACUUAAAAAGAUGAGAGAGGCCUGUAAUUUUCAUCAUAGGUACACGUCAACUAUGACAGACAAAUUGAGGGAAAAAAAAUCCAGAAAAUCACAUUGUAGGAUUUUUAAUGAAUUUAUUUGCAAAUUAUGGUGGAAAAUAAGUAUUUGGUCACCUACAAACAAGCAAGAUUUCUGGCUCUCACAGACCUGUAACUUCUUCUUUAAGAGGCUCCUCUGUCCUCCACUCGCUACCUGUAUUAAUGGCACCUGUUUGAACUUGUUAUCAGUAUAAAAGACACCUGUCCACAAUCUCAAACAGUCACACUCCAAACUCCACUAUGGCCAAGACCAAAGAGCUGUCAAAGGACACCAGAAACACAAUUGUAUACCUGCACCAGGCUGGGAAGACUGAAUCUGCAAUAGGUAAGCAGCUUGGUUUGAAGAAAUCAACUGUGGGAGCAAUUAUUAGGAAAUGGAAGACAUACAAUGAAUGGGGCCAUGUAUCGUGAGAUUUUGAGUGAAAACCUCCUACCAUCAGCAAGGGCAUUGAAGAUGAAACGUGGCUGGGUCUUUCAGCAUGACAAUGAUCCCAAACACACCGCCCGGGCAACAAAGGAGUGGCUUCGUAAGAAGCAUUUCAAGGUCCUGGAGUGGCCUAGCCAGUCUCCAGAUCUCAACCCCAUAGAAAAUCGUUGGAGGGAGUUGAAAGUCUGUGUUGCCCAGCGACAGACCCAAAACAUCACUGCUCUAGAGGAGAUCUGCAUGAAGGAAUGGGCCAAAAUACCAGCAACAGUGUGUGAAAACCUUGUGAAGACUUACAGAAAACGUUUGACCUGUGUCAUUGCCAACAAAGGGUAUAUAACAAAGUAUUGAGAAACUUUUGUUAUUGACCAAAUACUUAUUUUCCACCAUAAUUUGCAAAUAAAUUCAUUAAAAAUCCCACUAUGUGAUUUUCUGGAUUUCUUUUCUCAUUUUGUCUGUCAUAGUUGACGUGUACCUAUGAUGAAAAUUACAGGCCUCUCUCAUCUUUUUAAGUGGGAGAACUUGCACAAUUGGUGGCUGACUAAAUACUUUUUUCCCCACUGUAGCUUACUUUACUUUCUCUUGGUCUUAUUUCUUAUCUAUUUCUCGUUUGUUCUACUUGAUUUUAUAGUACUACUGAUAUUGAUUACUGUAUUGUUGGGAUAAGCACUUGCAAGAAAGGCAUUUCACUGUACUUGUGCACGUGACAACUUGAUAAGUAACACUUCUAUGCCACCGUCUGUAGGUGUCUGGAGGAAUGGUCAAGGGCCUUUUGGAGGGACUCAGGACUGUGGGAAACUGUGCCGCUUUGACAGUACUGCAGGGGGCACUGUGUGAAACAGAACAGGCUCCCCAAAGCACCACAGAGCUCUUAGGUAAGCUCAAAAACAACUCAGCCAGUAUACCUUAUGUGAUUUCAAUAGAAUAAUCUGGGAUAAGAAGUCCCCUGCUCUUAACCCCUCCCCCUUUAUCUCUCGCUCUCUCUCUCUCUUUGUGUUGCAGGGUGUCUCUCAGAACGUGUGUGGGAUCUGAAGCUGGAAGGAUGGGAGGACAGUGGAGUUUGUGACAGUGGGGUGGAGCUCUCCACAGCGUGACAGACAGAUUGGUCCAUUACAUAUCCUGGCCCUGCCUAUGUCAGGAUUUCAUGAAGCUUCUGCCUCCUAUAAGCAGGCGACAGACAAUUUCUCUCUGAAAGGGACAAAUCCUACAAGCACACCUCCUCACACAUCAUGCUAAAUAUCCUCACUUUUCUAUUUGGCCCAGUAAUGUUUUGAAAGUGAUUUUUGUAUACGUGAAUAUAAUGUGCAGGUUAUGUUUGAAUAAUGUUUGCAUAAUAAUCUAUUUGAAUCUUGUUGUUUGUAUAAACAUCAUGAAUGGGUUUUAUUCAGGGGAAAAGGUGUUUCCAAGGUAACAGCAUGUAGUAUAAAUCCUUAAAAAUAAGGGCAAUCAAAUAAGGCAUUUCAAUAAUUUUUAAUUUAUGAAAAAUAAAUUGACCAAAAUAAUUAUUAGAUUCAAAAUGAUAUGAUCUGACAUUUUCUCCCCACACUACAGUUAAUUUAGUCAUAGUCAAACAUGCAGCCAAUUCUAAUAACACAUUUGUAGUAUGGCCCUCCGGACCUUGUCAAAGACCGUGUGGCCCCGGGGCAAAUUUAUUUCCAACACCCGAUUUUAUAGGGCAAGGACCCCAUACGGAAUGGAUUUUAACUGUAAGCCGCUUUGGAUAAAUUAUAUUAAAUUAAAAUGUCCCCCAUAUACAGCAGUAGUAUGCUGCCAAAAGGAUAGCUCAUUGUUAUGAAUCACCCACUCAUAAAAAGUGAUUACGUAGCUAUGUAAAUAUCACAUGGAUAUGCUAAACAUGGAUAGAUUGGUGACUGUACAAUGGUUUGUUUUGGAACCAAGCAACCACUAACACCCCCCUCCUGCAAUGUUUUUGUAUUGUGUACAUCAAAUUACAUUUACUAUGGAAGUGGUGCUACCAGUCAUUUUUAGGUAUGAUGGAUUAUUGCAAUAAUCAUGAAGCAUACUGUCUCCUCCACUAUGCACAUCUGUUAAGAGCACAAUCCUCAUCCUGGACUACAGUACAGAAACCACUUUUGGAUAGCCUUUAGUUCAUUCCUGUGUAGACAAGUGGGGCGGCAGGUAGCUUAGUG